AUGGCCGGAAAGGGCAAAGGUGAUCUCACCGAGGUAGCUAUAGCUGUCAUGACGUCAACCGGCGAGCGGUUCCUCGCGGGAAUAGGGAACCGAAACCUCUCAUUCCGCUCGCGCAAAGAGCCGCCCGCGAACCGCCACCGGUUCAGCAUUUCAACCUUCCGGGGGAUGCAGGCGCCCGAGCUGAGCAAGAAGAUGACCAAGCUGAUCAAGAGCGAAAACUCCGCCAUCGGGGCCCACGAAGCUGCGGGUCGUGAGCGCACUUCCAUCGCCGCUCAGCUGUCCGAGUGGGGUGAAGCUACAGAUGACGACAACGUCUCUGACAUCUCCGACAAGCUUGGUGUCAUGCUCGCUGAGAUGGGUGAGCAGGAAGAUGUCUUUGCGCAGAACCUCGAGGACUACCGCGGUAUCCUGAAGCAGAUCCGCGACAUGGAAGCUUCGGUUCAGCCGUCGCGCGAUCAGCGCCAGAAGGUCACAGAUGAGAUCGCCAAGCUCAAGUACAAGGACCCGUCUAGUGCGCGCCUGGUCACUCUGGAGCACGAGCUAGUCAGGGCUGAGGCCCAGAACUUGGUUGCUGAGGCGCAGCUGUCCAACAUCACGCGACAAAAACUGAAGGAGGCGUAUGAUCUCCAUUUGGCGGCUGUUAUUGAGCGUGCUGAGAAGCAGACCAUCUUGGCUCGUCAUGCUCGUCGCCUGCUCAACUUUAUUGAUGACAGCCCCGUUGUUCCCGGUGAUGCACGUCAAGCGUACGACCACGAGCUUGAGGCUCGCCAGGUCCUCGAGGAUGCCGAGAACGAUCUCCGCGGAUGGGAGUCCACUGUCGAGCCCAUCACCUCAGCUGCCGACCGAGGUUCUCCAACUCGUGUCAACGGUAUCAGCCACUCCGGUCAUGUCAACGAACUGAACGACGUGGAAGAGCACGACUCCGAUGUUCUGGAUGAUGCCUCUGCGAUCGAGACCAACAACGUCACUGCCCCGGUGGAGAGUGGUGCGCCCCCAGCUAAGAUGUUGGUUGAGCCCGCUGCGUAA
Penicillium brevicompactum is the source of this 1026-nucleotide messenger RNA. RefSeq names its product Eisosome component PIL1/LSP1 family protein. The record is from RefSeq and is a predicted model, not a curated record. Bases 1 to 1026 code for a protein of 341 amino acids. Gene Ontology annotation, cellular component: plasma membrane; eisosome filament. NCBI's taxonomy places the organism in Eukaryota, Fungi, Ascomycota, Eurotiomycetes, Eurotiales, Aspergillaceae. Gene Ontology annotation, biological process: negative regulation of protein kinase activity; eisosome assembly; endocytosis. Gene Ontology annotation, molecular function: lipid binding. The transcript is spliced from 3 exons.